Bradysia coprophila is the source of this 3189-nucleotide messenger RNA. RefSeq names its product GTP-Rho-binding protein rhophilin (gene Rhp). The record is from RefSeq and is a predicted model, not a curated record. Gene Ontology annotation, molecular function: protein binding. Gene Ontology annotation, biological process: negative regulation of stress fiber assembly; signal transduction. Lineage: Eukaryota; Metazoa; Arthropoda; Insecta; Diptera; Sciaridae.
GGUUCUUUUCACCUCGUCAGUUAUUGCUGAGCACAGGUACAAAUAAGUCGCGAUUUAUUUGUUGUGUGUAACGUGUUUUGUGGUUAUUGACUAUAACGCCGUAUUUUUCUGAGAAUUUUUUCUUUUUAAGCGAAAUUAAUUUCCCAAUCAUUUGACGAAAAGUGAAAAAUCAAAGUAGAGAUUUUCUUAGACUUUUGAAAAUAUUAAAAAUUGUACAGAAAAGAAAAGAAAAAGAAAAGAUUUAGAAAAUUGUCGUGAAUGUGUAAUUAUUGCAUUGAGAAAAACAAAGCAAAACAACCAAGAAACAGCAGUGCACUAUAGAUGGUAGAAUACAGAAAAAAACAUUGUAAAAGGAUCGUAUGGUAUGUGCAGGUUAAAUGCCGAUAGAGAGGUGGCACACAUUUUUUUUUUAAUAAAAUUUAAUUCCAAAAAAAUAAAGACUUAGACAAAAAAAAAACAACAACAACACAAGUCUUCGUUAAUAAAAUGGUGUUUUGUGUCGUAAAAGAUAUUAUAACAGAAAUAUGAAUAAGAAUUGGAAUUUAAAGUGAAUAAAUUGGAAGUAGAAGCAGAAGAAGAAUCAAGAAAAAGUGUUAAUUACGGAACGUUAUUGUGGAUAAAGUGUGUCAAUUUUGUCUAAAUAUGUUCAUAUAGUUAAUGGAUGACCACAACAUAAACAGCCCAAAAUAAACGAAUAGAUUUUUGAAGAAAAAUGGAUACUAAACCAAGCAACAAAGACGACCUGCCAUUCUGCUUCGUACGGGGAUCUGAUCCACGGGCAGUGACAUGUAGAGGAAAGCUUCAAAGCAGACGAUGUAAAUUGAAUCAAGAAAUCAACAAAGAACUACGCCUCAGAGCUGGCGCAGAAAAUCUAUAUAAGGCAACAUCUAACAGAAAAUUACGUGAUACCGUUGCUCUGGAAUUAAGUUUUGUGAAUUCAAAUCUACAACUUUUGAAAGAAAAACUGUCCGAAUUGAAUUCGUCGGUGGAACUAUACCAAAAUGAUAGCGGCGAAGCAGUAAUGCCAAUGAUACCACUUGGUCUCAAAGAAACAAAAGAAGUGAAUUUUUUGGAACCAUUUUCCGAUUUCAUACUCGAACAUUACAGUGAAGAGUCGGACAUGUAUCAAGAUGCUAUCGCUGAUAUAACCGACACACGACAGGCUGCCCGAACACCAUCAAGAGACGCUCAAGGUGUCGGCCUUCUAUUCCGUUACUACAAUUUGCUGUACUAUGUGGAAAGGCGGUUUUUUCCGCCCGAUCGAACAUUGGGCGUAUACUUUGAAUGGUACGACUCACUGACCGGUGUACCCAGCUGCCAGCGAACCGUUGCAUUCGAAAAGGCCUGCAUUCUAUUCAAUUUGGGUGGAAUUUAUACGCAAAUUGGUGCCAAACAAGACCGAACCACCGAAAAGGGACUCGACGCUGCUGUCGAUAAUUUCUUACGUGCUGCUGGCAUUUUCAAACACAUCCAUGAAACGUUUACGAAUGCACCGUCGAUGGAUUUGAAACCGCAAGUGCUUCAAAUUUUAGUGUCAUUGAUGUUGGCUCAGGCUAGAGAAUGUUUAUACGAAAAGUUGCAAUUGCAAAUCGAAACGAUGACGAUGAAGGACACAACCCAUAUCCAUCGUGACCUGUCUGGCGAAGCUGCUCAACUCACAUUAGAAUAUCAAGAAAUCCAUCAGUGUAUCCAAACCGAUGAUAUUCAUACAUACAUUCCCGAAUGUUGGUCCGGUUUCGUGCCACUGAAAUCGGAAUAUUACAAAGGUAAUAUUGUCGCUCAUUUAGUCGAUAAAUCUAACUUUCUAAUACGAGAUAUCAAAAAAAUCUCAGCUCUUUCCCAUUACCAUGCAUCGAAAAGUAUAAAAGCAAAGGAUGCUGUCGACGGUAAAGUGGAUGAGCACAAAGAAAACAGUUUCGUAUUUGACGAGUCGUCUCUUAAUGGUGAUGUAUGUCCGAAUGUUUUGCGAACGGCCCAUAUAAAAGAGUCUUUAGUCUGCCACGAAGAGGCACAACGGUUACAACGGAUGUGCAGAGAUUUGAAGAAUAAAAUCUCUUUAUCGAAGAGCCUCCAUGAAGCAUAUUUAAAGACGGUCGUCGAAUGCGAAACACUGGAAGAAGAGAAGAAAAAGAAUUUUUCGGAAGAUGAUUUCGAUCUGACCGAUGUAACAAUAAAUGCCUGUCCCAAAUUCAAACUGUCCCUAACUGGACCCGACUUUACAAAUUGGAAAGUCGACGAUCCGUUUAAAAAACUCGGCCCAAUUGCAAUAUUCUCAGCACGACGUCACUGGACCGCACCGCGUAACGUACGAUUGCAGAAAGGAAGCAGAAAGUCGGUCCUGUUGAAGUCACAUUCGACCGGCGAAUGUAUUUGUAAACGCGGAAGCGCUAACAAAUCCACCAAUGCUACGUGUGAAGUGUGCCAGAAAUAUACCACACAUCGUUACGAGGAUGCGAAAAUUGUCACCAAAAACGACAAUGUUGAGUAUGGUUUUCAGUUACGCGGCGAUGCACCUGUGAUCAUAUCGUAUGUGGACAUGAAUUCCCUAGCUGAUCUGGGUGGUAUUAAGGAAGGUGACUUUAUUGUCGAAAUUAACGGUGUUGAUGUUAAGUGGUGCACUCACAGUCAAGUAGCGAAACUCAUUCAAGAAUCCAGUGUUAGCCUAGAAUUGAAAAUAAUUACGCCAAUGGAUCGGAAUUACUUAAAGCCGAUGACGUCAACAUCAUCAAAAGGAUCGAUUUCAACACGUUCGAUUGGCAGUUCGUCUGGUGUCUCUUCAGGUACGCCUAGUCCACCGGGAACAACGUCUUCUAAAUCGAAAAUUCGAAGUAAAACACCGAAGGGUCGGCUGAGCAGUUUAUCGGGUAGUGCUUGGAAUCCAUUCAGGCGAUCACAAAGUUUAGGGAAAAUAUUUUAGAAUCGUCGUCGUCCAGUCAAAUAUAAUUGUAUCAGAAGUGCAAGUGACAUUUUUUAGCAGUCGAAUUAUGUAGACUUAUGGUUUAAUCGAUUAAACUGUUAAGUGCUGGUGAAGUGUUUUUAGUUGAGAGAAAAAAGCUACCGAUUGAAUCAGUUAUGCUUUUGUAUUAAACUUCCAUUUAUCGCGGCCAUUUGUAUAAUGUAAUUAAUCACACAAGUAGAGUAUGUUAUAAAUCCCAUUUUUAAUACAAAAUAUUUAUUUAAAACGAAAAA